CCAUCUCAAGCUUGGGAUAAUUGAAAUGUAAAUUGAAUGGCGCUGAUCGUGGCAUGGUUCAGUGCAUCUUUCCAGCGUAAGAAGUAUAGAAGGCACUGCCUGGUUUAGGUAGUCUACUGUAUUUAUAAAACCGCCCUCCUAUUCUGUCCACCAUCUCAAGCUUGGGCUAAUUGACAUGUAAACUGAAUGGCGCUGAUCGUGGCGUGGUUCAAUGCAUCUUUCCAGCAUAAGAACUAUGGACUUUAAUUAAACCGCAACGGCGACGUCAACUGAUCGAGUUUUAGAAGUAGUCAUUUAAUGGUUGCAGGACCUUUUGGUAUAGUGUUUAACAUUUCGGCUAUAAUUAUCUGACGAUUCGUGGAACAGAAUGACAAACAUCAAGCUGGUAUUAUCACAAGAGGGUGUUUAUGAAUAAGACAUGGACCACGACGAAAUCAGCCUAUCAGGAAAGUCCAACCUAGAGGCCACGCCCACCGCGUCCAACGAUAACACUCUGGUGAUGGAGAAGAACCAAUGGCAAGAGACAGUAGUCGAUGACACGCCUACAAUCAAAAGCAACCCAGCUGCAAGUGAGGGUGAUUCUGCUGCCGCUCCGACGUCAAAGUUCACUUUCCACCAGAAGAUCACCUUUCUUAGCGUGGCUCUGACCUCGCUCUCAACUUGGUCCACCUACUCCGUCAUUGCAGUCUUUUUUCCGACAGAGGCUGCAGCGAAAGGAAUGUCACCAACGGUCGUCGGCCUUGUGUUCAGCAGCUUUUCCGUCGCGUCUGGAAUAAGUGCGCCCAUCUUUGGCAAAGUUCUGCCGCUUUUUGGUGCCCGUUUUGUAUUUCUGGCGGGAGCGUUUGUUACCGGCGGUUGCAAUUUAUUGUUCGGUUUUCUUGAGAAUAUGGCUCCUGGAGCGACUUUUACUGCAUUCUGUUUUGCCAUACGGACCCUAGAGGGACUUGGAUCGUCCGCCUGUAACACUGCCAGUGGUGCCAUCAUCAGCUUCACCUUUCCAGAAAAUGUCGGCGCUGCAAUGAGUUUGUUAGAAUGUGUCAUCGGAAUGUCGUUUGCAAUUGGACCUGCAAUGGGUGGACUGAUCUAUAAUGCGGGCGGUUUCAAGCUCCCGUUCUUUGUUCUUGGAGGGCUGGUCUUGGUCUGUUUUGCAAUCAAUUACUUCCUGAUGCCCGAUCAUGCGAGUGAACAUGAGGAAAGUGGGUCAAUGGUGCAAGUUUUGAAGAUACCAGCUAUUUGGGUGCUGUUACUUUUCCUUUGUACAAGCACGGUCGGUUUCUCAUCAAUGGACCCAGUAUUGUCGCCUCAUCUUCAACAGCUUGGUUAUGGCGUUGUUGGCAGAAGCUUAACGUUCGCAGCCUUUGGAGCCUUCUACGCCUUCUCUGCGAUCCCGUUGGGUUACAUCGUUGAUAAAAAGGGGUGCACCAGAACCCUAAUGGUUUUGGGAGCGUUCGGCACUGUGAUAGGUUUCCUUUUACUGGGGCCUUCUCCCCUCCUUAACAUUACUCCAUCCGUGGUUUUAAUUGGUGUGGUUUUACCAUUUAUCGCGAUUAUGCUAGCCAUGAUGACUAUCCCAACAUUGCCAGACAUGCUCAUCACAGCAAAAUGGUAUGGAGUUCCUGAUAAUCUGGGACUGAUCGGUAUUGUAUCAGGUCUGUGGAAUGCAGUCAUGUCUUUCGGAGCAAUGCUGGGUCCUAUUGUCAGUGGUACCUUGACUGAUCACUACGGAUUUGAAUAUUUUACAACAGUAAUCGCAAGUUGGUUUGUUGUUGUUAUGCUGAUCGGUUGUUUCUUUGGAGUCUGGGAGUACAGAUGUGGAAAGGGGAGGAGAUUGCCGAAAGAAGGGGUUGGUGUGAAGGCUAGCUCGACAGAAGAAGAAAAGGUGUUGCUUCUUUCGGAAGAAGCUUAAAAUGUUCUGUUUCUGUCCUCUUUUGUAUGAGUUCAUGCAUCUCUUUAAUAUUUUGAAGGUUGUUUUAAUCUACAUAUUUUGCGCAACGUUCGAGCGAAUAAAACAAAUGAGAGUGCCUUUAUGAUCGGUUACUUCGCAUAAACAUGUACUUUGUUGUUUUGUUAAUUCCAAGCUACUUGCAUUGAAAAGGCUGUGUUGCAUUUCUCAACAACACAUUGUUUUGCAUAGUUUUGGAUGAUUUAUGUGCGAAGUCAGUUUCAAUGGGAACCAUUUAGAGUGCGAGCAUAAAAUUAGUUAUGCCGUUAAAAUGUUUAUUAACACAACAUUACUUUAUAGAGUUUUGUGAAUAUUUUAUGUUGUAUGUGACAGCUGAUAUUAUGCAGUUCGAUUCAUAGUUAAAUGCCGUAGAACUAAAGUUUGUUCAAAACAACGGGUUUUCUUUUUAUCUUGUUUCAAUAAUUAUCCUCUGUGUUAAUGUUGUCUGCGUUUACAAAGCUUCUAAAAGAUUUUCUGCAAAUGUGUGAUUUGUUAUUGAUAUGGUUACGGCGGUAGUCGUGUGGUACUUGUUAUUGAUAUGUUAUUGAUAUGGUUAUGGGUGUGGAUGUAUGUGAUAUUGGUAUUGACGUGCAUGUAAUUGAUAAUAAUGGAGUUUGGGUAUUGGUAUUGGUUAUGGGUAAGGAUAGCUGUAAAAGAUAUAGGUUAUGAUUAACUAGAAACAUAUGAUUUUGCGGGAAUCGAUUUGAUAAUAUAUGAUCUUCAUUUUAUCUAGUGCGCGUCAAAUCACGUGACCCUUCCUUCCGGUCGAAACCGGAAGUGCCUAAUGAUUUGAAAGUGGAAACAGAUUUGAACUUGCUUUCCACGAUGUUAGUCUGUGGGUGGAUUGACCUUUCAAAAAAAUAAAGAUCGGUGACGCCAUGAAGUGUUCGAGCGAUCAGCUUUCGAUCUUAAACUGUAAGUUGUUAAAUAUCAGUAUUUCCAUUUGUGGACAGGUUCUAUUUACGAGGUUAAGAACUGAAAACGGUAUUUUUUUUCUCGGGACUCAUUUUAUAAGGAUGCAGUAGUUGCCUGCGCCUGUCAAAUCACGAUUUGCAUGCCCUCAAAUUCUCAGGUAUUAGAGCAUUUUGUGGGCCAUAAACUUUGUUUACAUACAUGUAUCAUGAUAUUUCAUCCCUAAAUCUCGUUAAGAACAUUUGGUAAAAACGUUUUGAUAGUAAUUUAUUAUCGCCUUGACACCUGAUAAAACGUAUCAAUUAAAAUCACGUUAUUAAAAAGUGUGUAUAUAAAAUCAUAGUUCAUCCCUAAAUCUUGUUUAAAACAUUUGGUAAUAACUUUUGAUAAUAUCGCUUCAACAAACCUGAUAAAACGUCAAAUUUGAGGCAUUCAAAUCACGUUAUUAAAUUAUUUAUUUUUAUAUCAUGAUAUUUCUAUAUAGUCAAUAAAAUGUUAUUAGGUGUUGGGCUGGACUUGACAGCCCAACACCUACUGUUUUUGUACGAA
Patiria miniata (bat star) is the source of this 3403-nucleotide messenger RNA. RefSeq names its product MFS-type transporter SLC18B1-like. The transcript has 14 exons. Gene Ontology annotation, molecular function: transmembrane transporter activity. The record is from RefSeq and is a predicted model, not a curated record. NCBI's taxonomy places the organism in Eukaryota, Metazoa, Echinodermata, Asteroidea, Valvatida, Asterinidae. The coding region runs from base 419 to 1906 and encodes 495 amino acids. Gene Ontology annotation, biological process: transmembrane transport.